AUGGUGUUACAUCAGUUCGAUUACAUCUUUGCCAUCACCAUGAUAUUUGCAUUUUUGGAUGCAUUUAACAUUGGGGCCAACGAUGUUUCCAAUUCUUUUGCUUCUUCCAUCUCAUCACGAUCCCUUAAGUAUUGGCAGGCGAUGGUCUUGGCUGCUAUUUGCGAGUUUUUAGGUGCGGUGCUAGCAGGGGCAAGAGUAUCAGGUACUAUAAGAAACAAUAUCGUCGACGCAAGUAUUUUCGAAAAUGAUCCCGCUGUUUUGAUGGUGACAAUGGCAUGUGCUUUAGUUGGAUCUGCUUGCUGGUUGACAAUUGCCACUUCAAUUGGUCUACCGGUCUCGACAACACACUCUAUUGUAGGUGGAACUAUCGGUGCUGGUAUCGCCGCCGGAGGAGCCUCUGGUAUCAUUUGGGGCUGGAGUGGAGUCUCUCAGAUCAUCGCUUCUUGGUUCAUUGCUCCUGUUUUGGCAGGCUGUAUUGCAGCUAUAGUUUUUGUACUUUCGAAACUCGUUGUUUUGGAUAUUAAAUCACUGGAGCGAUCGAUUAAAAAUGCGCUAUUGUUGGUGGGGUUCUUAGUGUUUGCUACUUUCUCUAUAUUAACCAUGCUAAUUGUUUGGAGGGGCUCACCGAAUUUGCACCUGGAUGAUCUGUCAGGCACCGAGACAGCAGUUUCAAUCAUUCUUACCGGAGUAGUAGCUUCGGUCAUUUACUUUAUCUUUUUCUAUCCAUACUACAGAAGAAAAGUUUUGGAUCAAGAUUGGACAUUAAAAUUAAUCGAUAUUCUACGAGGCCCGGUUUUUUAUUUCAAAUCUAAAGACGGUAUCCCCCCUAUGCCAGAGGGGCAUCAGUUGACUAUUGACUAUUAUGAAGGAAGAAGGGGUGCUGGCGAGACAUUAUGUGUUGAAGAUGAGGAAAGUAAGGCUGCAGAGAGCGCUUCAUCAGGUACCAAUCACAAUACAGCUAGAAAACCUCAAGAAGACAUCGUGGAAGAAAUAAAUAUAAUUAGGGCUGAAACAUCGGCUGAAGAAAAAAUGUCAACAAAACAAUAUUGGUGGUCGCUGCUGAAACAGGGCCCCAAAAAAUGGCCUCGGCUAGCGUGGUUACUUGUUUCACAUGGCUGGACCCAGGAUGUUAUCAGUGCUCAGGUUAACGAUAAGGAUAUGCUUUCCGGUGAUCUUCAAGAUAUGUACAAAAGAUCUAAAUUCUACGAUAACCGAGUGGAAUAUGUUUACUCUGUAUUACAAGCUAUUACGGCAGCUACCAUGUCGUUUGCGCAUGGUGCUAACGACGUAGCCAACGCCACUGCUCCUCUAUCUGCGGUUUAUGAAAUUUGGAGAACAAAUACUAUAGCUGCAGAAUCUGAUGUUCCUGUAUGGGUUUUGGCGUACGCUGGUGCCGCGAUAGUUCUCGGCUGUUGGACAUAUGGCUACAAUAUUAUCAAAAACUUGGGGAAUAAAAUGAUUUUGCAAUCACCCUCAAGAGGCUUCUCGAUCGAACUUGCUGCUGCUAUCACAACUGUUAUGGCCACACAGUUGGCUAUACCGACAUCCACUACACAGAUCGCAGUAGGUGGAAUUGUUGCUGUUGGGUUAUGUAAUAAGGAUCUUAAAUCGGUCAACUGGAGGAUGGUCGCAUGGUGCUACUCUGGCUGGUUCUUAACUCUUCCAAUUGCAGGAUUGAUAGCGGGUAUUCUAAAUGGUAUAAUUUUGAAUGCCCCUCGUUUCGGUGGAGUAUAUCAGAUGACCUAA
Molecule: messenger RNA, 1746 nt
Organism: Zygotorulaspora mrakii
Lineage: Eukaryota; Fungi; Ascomycota; Saccharomycetes; Saccharomycetales; Saccharomycetaceae
Gene: PHO89
Product: Pho89p
Exons: 1
Coding region: 1-1746 (581 amino acids)
Biological process (GO): phosphate ion transmembrane transport
Cellular component (GO): membrane
Source: RefSeq, a predicted model, not a curated record